AUGGAGCCCAAUGAUCAAGAAUCAAUCCUAUUGAAGUUAAUAGAAAAAUUUUAAAGGUUAAUGGAUCAGUUUAAUAAAAAUAAAAAAAGAAAUAUAUCUGUGGUUUUAUUAGUUGGAGUAACAGGAUCUGGAAAAAGCACUAUUUUCAAUUUCUUAAGCGGAGCAGAUUUUAUAAUUGAUGAAAACAAUGAAUUGGUUAUAAAGAAUCCUUCAAAUAAGUUUUCUAAAAUGAUUGGAGGAAUGAACUCUGUCACAAAGGAACCAAACUUUUACCAUAAUACUUAAAAUAAUCACUUAAUUGUUGAUUUUCCUGGAUUUCAAGAUACAAAUGGGGAAUGGGAUCAAUUAUUAUUUGAACUUUUAUUUUAUAAGAUUGUUACUUCUGGUCCAAUAAAGAUUAUAUAUGUGAUAAAAACUCCUGAAAAUAGUCUACCUAAUAGAGGGUCAGAUCUUUAAGAAUUUAUUAAACAAGUAUUCUUAAAAGGAAACGUUAAUAUCCAACAAUUUAAUUUAUUAUUAAAUUGUUAUUUAGAAGAUUUAUAAGAAGAAUAGUUACGAAAUAAAAUAAAAGAUGAUCUAAAAUAUGUUAAUUUAUCAUAAUAAAUUGAUAAAAUACUUAUAGUAAGAAAAGCUAAAAAGAACGAUUAAUUAAACCAAAUUUUCAAUCAUUAAUAACGAUAAAUUUUAUGGUAAUAGAUAGAAUAAAUGCAAGCGAUUAAAAUUCUUCCAUAAAAACUACCUAAAAGUGAAAUUAUAAGUGAUUACUUGAGAUCUACGACAUUAUAAACAAUUGAAAAGUAUGGAAAUGUGUUAUGUGAUCUUUUCGAUAACUCAUUUACAACAUUAUCUGAAUCAUAAAGUCAGAAAACUCAAUAAUAAAUGUAAAAAUUAUUAUAAGUGAUCAAAAUAGACAAUAAUGAAUCCCCUUUGAAUUGGUACACUAAUUUUAUUUCUAUUUGUGAAGAAUUGACAAAAAAUCUUCCAGCUAAAUCUAAUAUUUUAAAUUCUAAUAAUAAUUUCAAAGAGAUAUUUGUAUACUUUUCAUAAUUUUCUGAUCUUAUCAAGGGAUAUGACGAGAUGACCAUAAUGAAGUCUAUUGCUCAAGAUUAAUUAAAAAAAGUAGAAGAAAUAAUAUAUACAAGACUAAAAUUUUUAGAAAAAGCAUAAAAGGAUAGAGCAAAAAUUAGUUAGAUGGAAAAUCAAAAGAAUAAAUUACAACUAAGCAUGAUUAGUUAUGAAUCUUAAAUAAAAAAUCUUAGUAAUGAAUUAGAUUAAUCAAAAAGCUAAAUAAAUAAAUCAAAAAGUGAAAAAGAUAAAAUAGAAAGAGAGAAUUAAUCAUAAAUAAGAGAACUUUAAAGAUAGUUAGCAUUAGCUCGAUAAUCACACUCUAAUAUAGAUGAUGAAUAAAAAAAUCAUUUACAAAGGUAGAAUUCGGAAUAUUAAAACAACAUUUAAAUCUUAAAGUAAUAGUUAAGAGAGUAUAAAUAAAAUGAAGAAACAGAAAAAUUAAAGAAGAAAGUACAAAUUUAAAAUGAAAAAAUUAACACACUGGAGAAAGAAAACGACAUAUUAAAAAAAAGACCCACUUCAUCGAGUAAUUCAAGUUGUUAACUAAUUUGA
This is a messenger RNA of Paramecium tetraurelia, 1620 nucleotides long. RefSeq lists its product as uncharacterized. Lineage: Eukaryota; Ciliophora; Oligohymenophorea; Peniculida; Parameciidae. The transcript has a single exon. The record is from RefSeq and is a predicted model, not a curated record.